Aspergillus mulundensis is the source of this 693-nucleotide messenger RNA. RefSeq lists its product as uncharacterized. Lineage: Eukaryota; Fungi; Ascomycota; Eurotiomycetes; Eurotiales; Aspergillaceae. The transcript is spliced from 3 exons. The record is from RefSeq and is a predicted model, not a curated record. The coding region runs from base 1 to 693 and encodes 230 amino acids.
AUGAAGUCCUCCGCCAUUGCUUCAGUCGUAGCCUUCGCUGCCAUUGCGGCCGCUGGCGUCGUCCCCUCGGACUGGAAGCGUGAUGCCAAGGCAAUUGUUGCCCCAGGUGACGCGGGUGAAGAUGGCUCCAUCUACCCUGGCUGGAAGAAGCGUGACGACUCUGAGACGGAUGGAGCUUUCUAUCCUGGUUGGAAGCGUGACGAUUCUCAAACUGAUGGCCCCCUCUACCCUGGCUGGAAGAAGCGUGACGACUCUGAAACGGAUGGAGCUUUUUACCCCGGCUGGAAGCGCGACGACGCUGAGACUGAUGGUGCCUUCUACCCCGGCUGGAAGCGUGAUGAUGCGGAGACGGAUGGAGCUUUCUACCCCGGCUGGAAGCGCGACGACGCUGAGACGGAUGGAGCUUUCUAUCCUGGCUGGAAGCGCGACGACGCUGAGACGGAUGGAGCUUUCUAUCCUGGUUGGAAGCGUGAUGACGCUGAAACGGAUGGUGCCUUCUACCCCGGCUGGAAGCGUGAUGAUGCGGAGACUGACGGUGCCUUCUACCCCGGCUGGAAGCGCGACGACGCUGAAACUGACGGUGCCUUCUACCCCGGUUGGAAGCGUGACGAUGCGGAGACGGAUGGUGCCUUCUAUCCUGGCUGGAAGCGUGAUGAUGCUGAAACUGAUGGUGCCUUCUACCCUGGCUGGUAG